Molecule: messenger RNA, 6528 nt
Organism: Strongylocentrotus purpuratus (purple sea urchin)
Lineage: Eukaryota; Metazoa; Echinodermata; Echinoidea; Camarodonta; Strongylocentrotidae
Gene: mcc
Product: colorectal mutant cancer protein
Exons: 11
Coding region: 897-3221 (774 amino acids)
Source: RefSeq, a predicted model, not a curated record
CAAGGCUUUCUGUGUUGCAGGAUACUGCAUAUAGAUCUAGGCCUCCACAGUGAACUAGCCUUCAGGCCUAAACUGACAAGAAGGCCUACAUUUUGCAAAGUUUUCAGUGUGUCCUAAGCUACCCAUCUUCCUUGGUUGUUGCAACUUACUACAUCUUCAAUCAAACUUGGAAAGUACUUUUUGUGACAUCUUCUUCACAAAAUAUUGUGUAAGAUCCACUUCUCAGUUGGAAAGCGAAUCACCCUUAGAUGAUCAAAGUGCAAUGUUGUUGUUUUCUAUAGCUCAAGUUUUGCUAUAGAGUUUCAUUGAAAGCAUCACUUUUGAUUAUGAAUGGAAAGUAACAUUUAUAACUCCAAUUCAUUUGCAAACAUUUGGGAAACAAUCAAGGUUCAAGGAAUCACUCAAGGAAUUACCCUGCAUGGGAAAAAAGAAAUGUCUUUGCAAACUGGAAUUCUUGCUGGAAGUAUGUGAAAGUGGUCUACAUGAAAUAGACAUGGAGUGACUGUGUACUCCUCAAGUGUGAAUCCUAAGGUUUUUUCAUCAUACAUAUCAGAAGAUUAUCAUCAUACAUGCCGACUGGAGUGUUACAAGCGCAUCGUACAGUAAAGUGAACCGGAUGAUGUCAAAUAGUCACAGAUUUACAUAAUAAUUCAAGUACAACUUUGUGGCUUCUCGUGUGUCUUUGUGGGAACAAAUUAUUAUGGACUCCUUCAGAGGCAAUUUAAGAACCUUCCCGUCACAACUGUUCUGUUGAACAGUACCAAAGUUGUCUGGACUAUGAAAGAGAUUGAUAAUCUAGCAUCUUGAGGGUUCAUGGUUGUUCUAGUGGUUAUUUUUCUGUGACAUUUGACUUCCACCAGACUGUUUAUCACAACAUUUUGAAUUCAGAGAAGAAGAUGUUUACAAGAAGUAAAGAACAUUUUGCUCUGAAGAGUAAACAUCCGUGCAAUGACCUAGGAGCUGAGCUAUCCAGGGUAGUAGGAGAGCUAGAAUGUGCAAUGGAGGGGCGCAAGGUCGGGGAUGUCUUUCGCAAGCACAUAGAGUCUGCUGAGCAUGAGGUGGAGAAACUCACUGAGGCAUCCGAAGACAUCAAACAGAGAACAUUACAGGCUGUGCAAGAGGUGGAGAGCCUGGACCUGGACAGCAUCGAAGCCCAGUCACCCCAGAGCCACCGGACGACGCCCAACGGUCACUUCAGCGGUCACCACCAGCUCCACCUGGAGACCAGGAGACGGAGCUCCCUGGAGCAGGAGGUGACUCUUCUCCGGGACGAGAACGAGACGCUCAACUCAUCACUGAGCAUGAAAGAGGAGGAGAUGCACAAGCUCAAGGCUAGCUUCAUGGGUAUCAGGGAUGAGAGAGAUAAACUCAGGAAAAAGGUGAGAGAGCUUCAGAGCAUCCUCCACGCCAACAACCAGAAACUGGGUGGCUACACCUCUUCGUCCUCUGCAGAACAACUCAACUCACCCAACCCCCGACACUCACCCCGUCACUCCCCCGGUCCUUCCCCCUCUCAGUCCGCCCAGAAUGUCAACCCCAGCACUGGAGAGCUUAGUCUGACCGGUAGUGAUCGCAGGACGGACAUCCCAGUGGCCAAAGUGGCCGAGAGGGUCAGGUUAAAGCAAUCCAGAUCAGCCAGUAGCAGUAGCAGGAGUAGCAGUGACCGCUGUGUCCUGGGCUCGGACAUCAGCAGUAUAGGGAUCACGAAUCCCAAGGUAGCUGAGCACCUAGCCCAGACCUUACAAUCCUGCUCCAGUAUGCAAGAGAUUCUCCAGACCCUCUCAUCCUACGGUCUUUCCAUCCCAGAGCACAAGGCCCGCGAGAUCGAGGUCGACCUGGAGAGACUUACCAGUAAAAUUGAACACUUGCGGUGCCAGAACGAUGUCCUGCAACUCUCGCUGGAAGAGAGCAAGUCCAACGCUGACCGGCUGACCAUGUUGGUGGGCAAGUACGAGUCGAACAACACGGCGUUGCAGUUGGCGGUCAACUACAGCGAGCAGACCAUUGAGGCCCAGGAGGUUGUGCUGGCAUUGAAGGAGAGUGAACAGUCGGUGCUUCUGGCCAACUGCAAGGCCGCAGGAGUUGGACUAGAGAGCUCAGAAGGAUCAGGUGAGGACUCGGAGGAGACGUCCUCGAUGCUCAAACGUGUCCAUGACAACCGGAAAGUAUCAGAGAAUGUUGCUAAGGCCUUGUUGCAGAGGUUAGACAGGAGCUGUGGUACGAUGGUAUGCCACGUACCACUACAACCAUGGGAGGAUCUCUCUUCACAUAGCCAUACAAGCACCACAAGUUCAACGGCAAGCAGCUGUGACACAGAGUUCUCAAGAGAGGACGAGCAGCGCCUCCGUGACUACAUCCAGCAGCUGAAGAACGACAGGGCCGCCGUCAGGCUGACCGUGAUGGAGCUAGAAUCCGUCUAUGUGGAUCCCCUCAGCCAGGAGUCUACUCCCAGUGGUGACAGUCAGAGACUGGACCUGGAGAAUGCAGUGCUCAUGCAGGAGCUUACAGCACUCAAGGAGGAGAAGGCGGAGCUAAAAGCACAGUACUACCUCCUGGACAAGGAGAAGAAGACCCUGGAGCUCAAGCUCAGCUCCAGGGAAGCCCAGGAGCAGGCAUACAGGGUCCAGAUUGACCAUCUCAAAUCAGAGGUCAAGGAUUCUCUGAGCUCACCUUGGGAGGAGCAGCCAUCGUCGCUAGGAAGGCAUAGGAUAGACGUCAUGAUGAGGAAUGGAAAGGUGGAGAUGGAUCACCACUCAAGGCAGGGCUCGACCAGCAGCAGCGGUGGAGGACCAGGAGGCUGCGGGGGCGGUGGAGGAGGUUCUGGAGGCACCACCCCUGCCAUCACUCUGGCUGAACUGAGCAUGCUGGAGGACCCCUCCCUCCAGGUCAACGCCGCCGAGAUGCUACGCAGGGAGAAACGUCUCAAGGCUCGCAUCCAGGAACUGGUCCUGACCCUGGAGAAACUUCAGAAGAACUCUGAGAUGAGACACCAACAGUCUGCAGAGUUUGUGGCUGAUCUAAAGAGGGCUAAUAGUGCUUUGGUGACAGCGUAUGAGAAAGCCAAGAAGAAGCACCAGAGUAGGCUCAAGAAGUUAGAAGCGCAGAUGAUGGCCAUGGUUGAGAGACACGAUACACAGGUGCGAAUGUUGAAGCAGAGGAUCGCACUAUUAGAGGAGGAGAAUCAUGCUUCCAGACCGCCGCAUAAUGAGACGUCGUUAUGAGAAACUCCGACCCUGCCCGUGACCCUAAUCAGACUCGUGAGAUACCAUGGCAGUCUGUGUGGAGCAUUCAGCGGAAAUAGACUCUUAAAUGUAAACCAGUAUGGAGUUUGAGGAGAGAAAUCGUAGGAAUUAUGACCAAGCCUGGAGAAAACUUUUAUGUGAGCCGCGGAUUUUUCAUUUCAGCGUAUUAAGUGGAGCCGUCCCCGAGUUGGAGAGAUGCAUAAAGAAUGGCUGUCAAAAGAUGCUUGCUGGCAGACUCUUAAUGCAUUCAGACAUGAUGAUGAUGAACUUUAUAUUGUUAACGUGGCUUAUGAUUAAACCUUCUUUGAAUCACUAUUUAUUUCAUGCAAUUUUGUUUCGUAUGUAAAAGAGAAAUUAUGUAAGAGCUGUAUUACAACAAAGAUUAUGUUUUCACUUUGAUUUUAUACAGUAAACUGUUCCCAAUCUUCCUCCAACCAAUUCAUUCUCUCAGUCAUGCUUUUAGUUAGAAGGAAGUAAAACUGUAAUGACACUGGCAUUUUAUUCAGAUGAAAAAUGGACAAAGGAAGGCAGCAUCCUCUUUUAAACCACAGAAUCAUACCUUCUUUUUUUUGCUGGAUAAUUUCCAGCCUUCUUUUCCAUUAAUUUAGAAUAGGGGAAGAUUGAUGUUAAUGAUAAGGAAAAUAUCUUAUCCCUUAUAAUCAUCUUUUUUGUUUGUUUGGGGGGGCGGGGGCAGACAUUUAUUGAUCUAGAUUGGUAGAAUAUGUGUGAUAAUGUUUACUGUUUAACAAGUCAUUUGAUUGCAUUACAUAACAAUGUAAAGUACUGAAUGCUAAUUUUAAAGUAAGAAAUGUACAUGAUGCCUUAUGGCCUUGCCUUUUAAUUUCUUUCUUUUUUAAAGUACAGGCAUUUGUGAACAAGCUCAUUUAAUCAGAUAUAUGUGAAAGUCAUGUUGAAAUUGUCUUUAUUUUAAUUUUUUAUUUAAAAUUUGUGAUUUUCAUAAUCUGGAAUAACUCAGUUUUCAGUUUUUGAAAAGAUAUGAGAUAAAUAGUCCUAUACAGUUUUGCUCAUUCUAUUCUUUCAUUUUUCACCUCUCUACUUUGCUUUCUUACUCUACAUCUUAUUUCCCUUUCUAUUGGCCAUUUUGCAUGGAUUGUACGAUCCAAGAUGUGCUGCCAGUAGAUAUUGAUCACUUUCGUUAAAAAAUAUUUAUUACGUUUACUGAUACUUCUGUAUCUUGCUUUGAUCUUGCCCUUUUCCCUAUUGUUUCAACAAAUGGAAACAUUUAAUUUUGAUCCCUCGUAAUAAUGACUGUUAAUUUGUGAGAGGGGGAUUCUUCUUUAAGUUGUACUGAUUUUUAGUAAGACCAUAGUUGUAUAAGUAAACCUGUUAGUUAAACUUCCUGUUUCUCCCACAGGUGCAGGCGUCAGAAAUUGUGGAACAAAACUGAAUUCAUGCACUUCUUUUGUUAUGACCCUAUCUAUUUCAUAAUCCAUCAAAUCAAGAAUGGUUUGGAGGCUCCCAAAUAUGACAAAUAAAAUUGUUACAAUGCUGAUUAGACUUACAUGUAGAUGGUCUUUACUCUUUACUUAGUGACAUCCAAUUUUCCUCACAUCUUCCUUCUCUUUUUGUUACUAUGAUAACAAGUGUCCAUAACAUUGAAGUCUUCCUGAACAUUUUAUUCAAAUGUCACAGUUUCGUUACUUUGCUUUCGAUUUAUAUCAAUUAUUCAAAAAUGUUUCCUUUAUGGUUUGACUUUUGCAUUUUAUGUAUUAUCAUUUUAUGUAUUUUCAUUUCUCAAAUGUCACCUUGAUUUUAAGCAAAUUAAUUCAAAUCUUGCAAGUCCCAUGAAAUUGUUUGUUUCAGCCAGUGAGGUGUGGGAGGGAUUAAUUUAAAGAUGACGUUACUUUUGUACACUUAGCUAAAACAGAAUUAAUCAUGGCAAUCUAGUAUCAUUUUAUUGUUUUUGUAUACAUUUAGACAAACAGUAUUCCAAUGCUGUUUUUGACUUAGUUGAACAAUGUGCUAGAAUGUAAUUGCGAGUUGUAUAUUUACCAUAAUCAUCAAAACCAACAUCGUUUGUAAAGUAGUACAUUCAUUUGAUGUACAGUGGUGUUGGUGAACGCAUUGGGGGCACCAGCCCCCCCCCCCCCCCAAACAACAACAGUUUUCACCAAACUUGCAUAAGGAAAGAGAGAGAGAGAGAGAGAUGAGAUGGAAAAGGAGUAAGACGACUAGAGAUUGGUCACUUAACUUGAUCUCAUUUCAUCUACCUAUUAAAACCAGUGCCCCCACAAUGACUUGACCUAGACUAGUCUUCAUACAAGGGCUCCACAUUUUGGGGAAGGGUUUCUAAACAUUUCAGAAUUUGGAGGUUCCGUACUUAGAUUUGGGCGCCCAAGUGUCCUGGGCGCAUGUUAUUGUUCAUGACUUACUGUAUUCUGUAGUAAUAAAGUUAUCAUUUUUGAAUUUUCUCUCCAUUGCAUUAUUCAUAUUCGGUAUUUUUGAUUUCUUUUUAAUCAAACCACAACACUUUACAACCUUUAUGUAUUGUUUGAACAUUUCAUUAUGCACAAUUUGCCUUUUUGUGUUCUUUUCCAUGUGCCAAGGAGCAUUUCAUUUUCUUUCUUUCUUUUAACAAACCCAUUUAUUGCUCUUCCAACACUUUGUAAUAUUAUCAUAUUUUGUAAAAGUUGGUAAUAUUAUCAUACUUUGUAAAAGUUGGUUUAAAAUUUGUAUAGGAGAGAAAUGUUGGGAAAGGUCUAUGUUCAGUAAAAAUGUUCAUGUUAAGGGAAAACACUGUUUUAAUUGUUUUCAUUUAGAAGUGCAAGGGGUAGAAAACACUUUGAAGUUGAUUUUCACUCUCUCUCGUAAACACACGUUUGUAGACUGAUAUGUCAUGGUUCAGUCUCAUUGAUAAUUUUAAAUGUCUUUCAUUGUUCCAUUUUUAGAGACCAUAACCGACUCAAAGCAAAGUUCUUAUGUCAUUGUUUGUGAUUGCAUGGUAAUUUAUUGUAAUUGAAAGCUAUCUGCUUUGAGCAAACUAGUUUACUGUAAGAGCAGAAAUAUGUAAUUAUAAACCCUAAAUUAAGUAUGUAAUUGUUUAUGUGUAAAUAUAUACAUAGCUAAUCAACAUAAAAAUUAUAUAUAUAUAUUGUUAUCCUGCAUGUUUUAUGUAGGUAUCUUGUUUUGUUUGUUGUUUGUUUGCAUGACUGUUACAAUACAUAAAUAACUAUUAUCAGUGGCAAAACUUCAAUGUAUGCAAAACAGACAAUGAUGAAAGAAAAUAAAAGAGAAAAUUAUUUUAUACUCAUAUCUAUAAAAUAAA